Molecule: messenger RNA, 1270 nt
Organism: Neomonachus schauinslandi (Hawaiian monk seal)
Lineage: Eukaryota; Metazoa; Chordata; Mammalia; Carnivora; Phocidae
Gene: TMEM219
Product: transmembrane protein 219
Exons: 6
Coding region: 414-1136 (240 amino acids)
Source: RefSeq, a predicted model, not a curated record
AUCCGUAAGCUCCCAAAGGUUAACUGAUUUUCCUCACAUAGCCAGUGAGUAGCAGAGGAGGAUACAGAUUGAACCGUUUUUGCUCCAGAGUGGAGUUCUUUUCAUCAGACACUUCCUUUGUCUAGGCAAUUGGAUGGAACCAUUCUUGAGCCAAACCCUAGCCCCAGAACAGCUGCCUCCUGAAUUUCUCCCCUUAAGAAUUCUCCUUUUGGGUUCCUCUUUCCAGCACAGUGUGCUCUGUUUCGCUUCUGCCUUGAUUACUUGAGAAAUGAAAUACAGCAAACAUUUAUUAAGUGGUGCAUGGGGAUGAACACUUGGAGUUAAGAGCCCUGGAUUCUUGUUCUGGCGCUGCCACUAACUGGCUGUGUGGCCUUGGCAGGCUCUCCGUGGAGGCCCGGACCCCUCUCCUCUCCAUGGGCAGCUGCCAGGCAGGGCACAACCUGCAUCUCUGUCUGGCCCACCACCCACCUCUGGUCUGUGCCACUUUGAUCCUGCUGCUUCUUGGCCUUUCAGGCCUGGGCCUUGGCAGCUUCCUCCUCACCCACAGGACGGGCUUGCGCAGCCCUGACAUCCCUCAGGACUGGGUCUCUUUCUUGAGAUCUUUUGGCCAGCUGACCCUGUGCCCGGUGAAUGGGACAGUCACAGGGAAGUGGCGUGGGCCUCAAGUCGUGGGCUUACUGACCACCUUGAACUUCGGAGAUGGUCCAGACAGGAACAAGACACAGACAUUCCAAGCCACGGUCCAGGCUAGUCAGAUGGGAUUGAAAGGAUCUUCUGCAAGAGAGCUCGUCCUCAUUACUGCCAGGGUGACCACAGAAAGGACCCCAGGAACCUGCCUGUAUUUUAGUGCUGCUCCAGGAAUCCUGCCCUCCAGCCAGCCACCCCUCUCCUGCUCAGAGGAGGGAGCAGGAAAUGCCACCUUGAGUCCUGAGAUGGCUGAGGAGUGUAUCAGGGUCUGGAGCCACGAAGGCCUUGUGCUCACCAAGUUGCUCACCUCGGAGGAGCUGGCUCUGUGUGGCUCCAGACUGCUUGUUUUGGGCUCCUUCCUGCUUCUCUUCUGUGGCCUUCUCUGCUGUCUCACUGCUGUGUGCUUCCACCCACGCCGGGAGUCCCACUGGUCUAGAACCCGGCUCUGAGGGCACUGGCCUAGUUCCCAUCUUGUUCUCAGGUGUGAAUCAACUUCUCCAGACUUUGUUCUAAGUUGGAAGAAAUGUUACAAAAAAUGGAGAGCUGGAAUGUGGGGGAAAAUAAAAGGCUUUUUUGCCCAGUG